Molecule: messenger RNA, 731 nt
Organism: Pelobates fuscus (common spadefoot toad)
Lineage: Eukaryota; Metazoa; Chordata; Amphibia; Anura; Pelobatidae
Gene: FABP7
Product: fatty acid binding protein 7
Exons: 4
Coding region: 139-537 (132 amino acids)
Biological process (GO): fatty acid transport
Cellular component (GO): cytosol; nucleus
Molecular function (GO): fatty acid binding
Source: RefSeq, a predicted model, not a curated record
CGUCCAGCCCAUAUCACCAGUUACAAGCCUCCCAAUAAGUAGAGCUCCCGUCUAAAUCUGGCCAGCACAUCCCUAAGACAGGAUAAAACCACUACAAGCUCAGAUUUUUGCACUGUGCUUUAGAACCUCUGAUAAAAAAUGGUAGAUGCUUUCUGUGCCACCUGGAAGCUGGUAGACAGCGAGAACUUUGAUGAGUACAUGAAAGCUUUGGGAGUUGGCUUUGCCACCAGACAAGUUGGGAAUGUGACAAAGCCUACGGUUAUCAUCAGCAAAGAGGGCGAUAAGGUGGUCAUUAGAACCCAGAGCACAUUCAAAAAUACAGAGAUCAGCUUCAAGUUGGGAGAAGAAUUUGAUGAAGCCACAGCAGACGACAGAAACUGCAAGUCUACUGUAUCCCUUGACGGGGACAAGUUGGUGCAUGUUCAGAAAUGGGAUGGCAAAGAGACAAAGUUUGUCAGGGAAAUGAAAGAUGGAAAAAUGGUUAUGACUCUUACUUUCGGUGACAUUGUGUCUGUUCGUCAGUACGAGAAGGCAUAGAAUCUUCCUGCCCACGCUGGUUAUUCAAUUUCCAAGACGGAUGGAAAAAUUCUGUGACUGAAAAUUUCUCUCCCAUCUGUGACAAUGAAUUGACAUGCCCCUGAUCUUUGUACACUACCAAAUUGAUAUAUCACAGUAUCUUUACUGUGGGCCAGUAUGAAACAACUUUUUAUUAAAACUAUAUAUUAAAAAUA